GGAAAGGUACUAUCAGCAAUGGAAAUGAAAGACUUGCGUUCUCCACUCUCAAAGUGUGAAUGUUUAACUAUAGAUACGCGUAUUGAGGAGUCAAUUCUCCUUGGAAUAGCAAACAUCUUGGAAAGUUGUUCUCAUCUAGAGACAUUAGUCAUAACCAUGUCCCCUUCCGGCCAGUUUGUGUAUAUUCGGGACAGUCUCACCAACGAUUUUAGUGCGGAGCUCUACUGCAUAUCACAAAAGAUGGAUUUUGAGCUUUUGAUGAUGCAUCUGAAAACGCUUAAGUUUGCUGGUUUAAGAUGGUAUUACAGUGACUUCGACUUCUCAUUUGUGCAAUUUUUGCUGAAGAAUGCACUGGUGCUGCAAAAGAUCGUUAUCAAGGUAGGCUGUAUACCACAGAAGGAAUGCUUCCAAGCAGCUCAAAGGUUUUUAAGUUUCCCAAGAUCCUCUCCCGAUGCAGUAAUUAUGUUCCAUUAGUGAAAUGGACAACUCAAGUAGAAACACACUUUUUCUUUUCCUAAGAUCAUUUUGUUCUGUUUGUCUUUUGAAGUAGCAUAUUAUUGGAUGUAAUUGUCUAGGGGACGCACUUAUAAA
Molecule: messenger RNA, 591 nt
Organism: Camellia sinensis
Lineage: Eukaryota; Viridiplantae; Streptophyta; Magnoliopsida; Ericales; Theaceae
Source: RefSeq, a predicted model, not a curated record